CACAUGACAACUGGCCCAGACAUUCUCACUGCCAUCCAGAAGACACAGGUGAAGAUUAGACCCAGCCAAGAGGAGUCCCAUGCUGCAGGGUUUGGUCUGGACAUGGACGAGUGCUACCCAGGACUUUACAUCGGUGACCUUGGGUGACAUAGGUGAUGGACGGCAUGCCAGGCAGCCACUCAUACCCAGUUUCUGCUGACAUAAAAAGGGGUGCAGCAAAGAACAAGGCAUACUUGCAAAAAAUGGGAGUCACUCAUGUACUGAACACAGCUCAAGGGAACAAAUUUGCAACUGUGGAUACUGAUGCUUCAUUUUAUGAAAAUGUUGGCAUUAAAUAUAUGGGAAUGAAACUGUUGGACUUUCCAUCUGCCAACAUAGCACAGUAUUUUGAGAGUGGGGCUGACUUCAUUGAGGAAGCACUGAGUGGGGGAGGGAAAAUCCUGGUGCAUUGCUUCAUGGGUAUCUCACGCUCAUCAACAAUAGCAUGUGCUUAUCUCAUGCUGAAGAAGAACAUGACUGCUGUAGAUGCCAUUCAGACCCUGCGCCGGAACAGGGCUAUAUACCCCAAUGACGGGUUCCUCAGGCAGUUGGCUGACCUGGACAACAAACUGAGGAAGGAGCGCAGCCAUCUCUAGCAGCCCCUUCAGCAGCCAACAGAACAAUCCCUUCUGCAGAGAACUAAGGUUGCAAGCAUUAUGGAAAGAGUUCAAGAAAGGAAUUGAUUAAUAUUGGUUUGUUUCAAUGUAAUCUUUGCUGUGGAGUGUCAAAUUAGAUAUAAGGUCCAGUUAUUGGACAAAAUCAAGAGUAAUGAGGAUUAGGACUAUCUUUAAGUCAGUCAGUUUAUGGGAAUAUGUAAUUAAUCAUAGUAGAAAAUGAGAAAGAAAUUGUAUAUUUCCUUAUCAGCUGUAAUAAUGGUUUGUUUAUCCUUAUGUCUCUCUCUCUCUCUCUCUCUCUCUCUCUCUCUCUCUCUCUCUCUCUCUCUCUCUCUCUCUCUCUCUCUCUCUCUCUCUCUCUCUCUCUCUCUCUCUCUCUCUCUCUCUCUCUCUCUCUCUCUCUCUCUCAUUUUGGCAUGCUUUGGGUGAUAUAGAUAUAACCUUUAGUUCUCCGCUGAGAGAAAUUUGGGCCUUGGUGUAAUGUACAGCAUCUGGGUUUCUGAACCAGUGUAUCCCAUUGCAAUACAGCAAAACUGCCAGUGUGUUGGGCCCCUUGAGGUGUGUGCCCUGCUGCAUGGUAUUGUUUCCACCCUCAUUGCCCUCCUCUUAGACUACAUAAACAGAAAUUAGUGACUCAACAGAUGACCCUCAUUUCCUAAUGGCAGAUCAUAAGCAUCAUGAGCCAGGACACUUAAAGUUGUUUUACAAAUACUCCUAACACAUUGUACUGUAACUGAUAUAGUUUUGGAGCCAUAUACUUUAUGAGUGAUUCACAUUGUUUUAUAUACCUAGCUACUACAGGAUCUUCUAUUUUCCAUAUUUUAAAAUAGUAACUAUGUGACUGCAGCCCCACAGUGCAUCACAACUACAACUCAGUGAUAUUACAAUACAGGGACUCAGUACACUGUUUUCUAGGGUUUCAUGUUAUAACUCACACAUAUAGUCUUUAUUUAUUUUUUUGAAAAGGAAUCAAUAAUUAAAUUUAUUGUUAUGUAUUAUAUUUCAAGUUUAUAAAUUCAGGAUAUUCCCACCUCUGUAAUUUUUACAGAGAAAAAUAACCAGUUAAUAGAUGUAACACAUUAGAUUUCAAGUUUCUAAGUAAAUGUAAAGUGUUAAGGAUGUAGUCAACCUUUCACUGAAGGCACAGCACUGAGAAAUAAAAGUUUUGGGUGUCAGCUUUAGUCACUAGACAGCACCUUCCUGAGCUGCACAGUUGUGUGUGGCUUCGUGAUUACAUUUAUGUAAUUUGUGUUCUUUUUAUGGGUAGUUAGUUAUAAAUUAACUCACUUUUUUUUUCCCUCACACUUACCUAUCACUUUCAUAAAAGAAGUAACAUGACACACACACACACACACACACACACACACACACACACACACACACACACACACACA
Messenger RNA from Scylla paramamosain (green mud crab), 2047 nucleotides. Its product is annotated as dual specificity protein phosphatase 3-like. Gene Ontology annotation, cellular component: cytoplasm. The coding region runs from base 156 to 635 and encodes 159 amino acids. The transcript has 4 exons. Lineage: Eukaryota; Metazoa; Arthropoda; Malacostraca; Decapoda; Portunidae. Gene Ontology annotation, molecular function: MAP kinase phosphatase activity; protein tyrosine/serine/threonine phosphatase activity. The record is from RefSeq and is a predicted model, not a curated record. Gene Ontology annotation, biological process: negative regulation of MAPK cascade; protein dephosphorylation.